CGUCGCUGCCGCCGCGCCGCCGCCGCCGCCGCCGCCCUGAUCGGCUGUCGUAUAAAGAGCGCUCGCUGGUCGCCUGCAGCUGCACAAACGUCGUUAAACCCGCGACGCGAAGACACUUUGUUGAAAACAUAAUACUAUAUUAUUAAUUUACGAUAUUAUCGCGUACGACUUUUACGUUUCCGUUUAACGAUAAAUCAUCGUAUUAGUAACUUUUUGAAUUCAAUAUAUUAUAAAUUCGUCUCUCGAACGUGUCAUCGCCGGACCAACACAAUCAACUAUAUUACAUUAUAUCAUCGUCGUAAUUAUGCCGUGCCACGAAGUUGGACAGACCGCCGUGCAACAGUACCACGACUACGACGACGACAGAUCGUCCCGCAAAACGUUCGACUCCGACUCUGACUGCUCCGGGUCCGACGAGACUGCCUCCGCGAUGUCACCCAUCGCGGUUCACUCCCGCAGCAGGGGCAAGUGGCUGAAGACGCUACGGACGGUCAUAGACAGGAUGGAAGGCAGCAGCGGUGGACGCCGGCAGCGACAGGUCAAGACCAUACUCAGGCCACCGACCACAUAUGUAUUCGUGAUCGGCAUGUCUGGACUACCGUCCAAGGUGGCCGUCUACCCGAGACGGAUGUAAGGAGACUCGUAAGGAAGUGGACGCCUGACUGAGUAAACGAUCCGACAAGAUGUGAUGAAAUAUUACAAAAUCAUCAUUAUUUUGUCGUUCUUUUCAUAUCGGUUUAUUUUUCUUGUGAUUUUGACCCGAUAAUAUUAUGAUCGUAAAUUGAUUUUGUGACUGAAAAUAAUAACUAUAUAUUGUAACCAUUGACGUUUCAAAUA
Molecule: messenger RNA, 837 nt
Organism: Myzus persicae (green peach aphid)
Lineage: Eukaryota; Metazoa; Arthropoda; Insecta; Hemiptera; Aphididae
Exons: 1
Coding region: 305-634 (109 amino acids)
Source: RefSeq, a predicted model, not a curated record